Molecule: messenger RNA, 1634 nt
Organism: Tinamus guttatus (white-throated tinamou)
Lineage: Eukaryota; Metazoa; Chordata; Aves; Tinamiformes; Tinamidae
Source: RefSeq, a predicted model, not a curated record
UCUCUGCAGGUCACUCAGGGCGAGCCCCAGAAGUCAUGUUCCAGUCCUGUAGCAGAGAAGGUCGCAGAAAGCUGCCAGCAAAUUUGCCAGUGUAGACCACCUCCACCGUUACCGCCGCCUCCGCCGCCUCCGCCGCCACCGAGGUUGCUAGUGGUCCCAACUCCCAAGUCUACCUUUUGCCCCACGGAGGAGACCUGGUGGCCAGGCCUGGUUAUUACCAUUGCAGUAUGCUGCGCCACACUAGUGUUCCUCUUUGUAGUUGUCAUCAUUUGCUACAAAGCCAUAAAAAGGAAACCACUGAGAAAAGAGGAGAACGGAACCAGUCGAGCUGAAUAUGCAAUGACCUCCUCCCAGAACAACAAAACAGUUGAUAACAAUGCAGUCGUAUAAUUCCUGAAAGCCCUUCAAGAUGCAGGAGGUGUUAAACUUUAGAAGCACACACACGACGUAUGCAAGGUGGGUGAACUAAGGAAAGGAGAGGCGCUCUGUGACCAUGGACUCAAUUUCGGAAACAGCGCCCGCAACAGUGAUUUGGAAGAGAAAAGCAGGUUGCUCUUUAGGCCUGCUGCUUGUCCACGGGAGGAUAAACUUGCCCAUGUGGGCUGCCUGGAGAGAAGGCCCCACAAAGGCGUAAGCAUUGCAUGCUGCAUCUCUUGAAAGCAUCGUCACGAUGACUCCUAUUUUUCUUCUUCUCCUCCCCCCCACUUUUUUAUUUUGGACUGAUUAAGCAAAAGCUGCUUAAAUAGGAUCUUUUGAUCAAGAGGUGAUCUGCCAGAGUGGCAGCAACUUAUUAUAACUGGGUCUGAGGUUCAAGGGUGGAAGUUCUCGCCUACAUGCUUCUCCAGCCUGCGCAGAGUUUUCACUUACAAGUCAGUAGCUUUGUAUGCUUAGUUCAUUCAUUCUUAUCAUUCCUAUUAUUUUGCUAUUAAAAAAAAAGAGAAAGGUUUCUGUUAAGCCAUCGAGCAACCAAAAAUUGCAUGAAUUUGUGACUUAACCCAGGAAAUUCAUCUGCAGUCUCGUGACUAUGCAAUUUUCACGGCGGAAGACUUUACAGGCAAAAGAAAUCAAGAUACAUCAUCUUAGCAAUUAACAUCGUUAAUGAAAAAGAGAUACUAUUAAGAGGUGCUUUGAACAUUACUACUUCAUAAUCAGCCUCCUUUUUUCAUCACAUUUUAUUUUUUAUCUAUAACAAGUUUUUUCUUUGUGAAAUUCUACAUUUCUCUAUGUUUGCAUCAUACUGAUUUGCCAGGGACCCCUCCAGGAAAGAUUUUGUUUACAUUUUGAAGUGACUAUUUGGGCAGGAUUGUGUUGAAAGACUAGCAGGACUUUGAAAAAGAAGUGGUCUGUGUUCACUGAUCAGUGUUGUUUCCUGAAAGUGCUGAGUCUCUGGAACUAGCUCAGCAAGGACAUCAUUAGGUCUGGCUCAGAGGACCUUUUAUGAGGAACUGGUAAGUUGGAUGUGCCCAUGCUAAUUCAGUCUCUGAAGAGGGACUGCCAAGUGUGCCAAAUUCAACAUAAUAGCUUAAUGUUGUACUUUUUGUGAUGUGGAUUGCAGAUAACUUAAAGCAAAGCUGAAUCCACCCGACUUCAUUAGGAUCUCAGGUUAGACUUACUACAUAACCCCUAGGAUAAAG